This is a messenger RNA of Apis florea (little honeybee), 2177 nucleotides long. RefSeq lists its product as uncharacterized. Lineage: Eukaryota; Metazoa; Arthropoda; Insecta; Hymenoptera; Apidae. The record is from RefSeq and is a predicted model, not a curated record. Gene Ontology annotation, cellular component: cytoskeleton.
AAGCACAUGUUACGAUAGCGUGUGUUAAUUUUCAGUCGCUCAGAAACAUUCCUCGGGUGCAGGUAUUCGACAAUCUUUGGUGCUUAUUUCUAUAAUAUUUGUAAAAAAGUUUACAAGUUGAUCUGUCAGUUUUGUUAUUGUUCACGGUUUUUUUCAACAAACUACUACUUUUUCUCAAUACGUUUCGUAAAAUCAAGGAAAGGGAAGGUAAAAGUAAAUACGUCAUAAAAAAACAUGGGUAUGACACAAAGACCGUGGACACCAACAAAGAGGAGAGGUCCUAUUGCUGCAGAGUACAAUAGUCCUGGUCCUGCUUGUGUAACAUUACCCCCGUUGAUCGGAAAAAUUGUCCCCGAUUCCAAACGAGGUAGAGCUCCUGCUUUCUCAUUUGGAAGCAGACAUGCAACGAAAAAUGAUAGCCCUGGACCAGGUCCUGGCCAAUACAAUAUUUUCGGACUUAGCGCGAAAGGAAAAGAUGCAGCACCAGCAUCAUCAUUACAUAGUCGCAUGAAAUCCACGAAACAGGAAAUCACACCAGCGCCUGGUGAUUAUAAUCCAGAAAAGGCAGAAAAGAUUAUUCUGGAUCACUCACCAAAAUACUCAUUUGGCAUGAAAACUCAAACUGAAAAAAUUAAUUGUACACCUGCGCCAAAUGACUAUUGCACCGAAAAAGUGAAUUUCAACAAAUCGCCCGAGUACAGUUUCGGCUUGAAACCUGUACUGGACAAAUCAAGCGAUAUACCUGCACCUGGAACUUAUCAUCCUGAAAAGGUAAGAUUGGACAAUACACCGCAGUACAGUUUUGGAGUUAGGCCUCCUCUCGUAAAACCGAGCGAUAAUCCAGCACCAGGUACGUAUUGUCCAGAAAAAGUAAAACUGGAUACAACGCCGCAAUUUACUUUUGGACUGAGGACUCCUCUCGAAAAAAUAAAUGAUACUCCAGCACCAGGAACUUAUGCUCCUGAAAAAGUAAAUCUUGAUAAAGCACCACAAUAUACUUUUGGAUUAAAAAUAUUUCUUGAUAAGCCAAAUACUAAUCCAGCACCUGGAGAUUAUUGUCCAGAAAAAAUAAAUUUGAAUAAAGGUCCAGAAUAUAGUUUAAGUGGUAAAGGACUUUCUGAAAAACCAAAUGAUAUCCCUGCACCUGGAACAUACAGUCCUGAGAAAGUAAAUUUAAAUAAAGGUCCACAAUAUAGUUUGUAUGGGAAAGGGAUUUCAGAAAAACCAAACAAUAAUCCAGCACCAGGAACAUAUAGUCCUGAGAAAAUAAAUUUAGAUAAAGGUCCUCAAUUCAGUUUAUCUGGUAAAGGAUUACCAAAAAAGUUCAAUGAAAAUCCAGGCCCUGUUGAUUACUAUCCAGAGAAAAUAGUAAAUUUGGAACAUAAACCUUAUUUCAGUUUUGGUAAUAGAAAACCUUUGGAUAAGCCUAGGGAUACACCAGCUCCUGGUACUUAUUCUCCAGAAAAAGUCAAUUUAGAUAAAUCGCCACAAUAUUCAUUUGGCUUAAAAACAUCUUUAAAAAAAAAUAAUGAUAUACCUGCUCCAGGAAGUUACCAUCCUGAAAAGGUAAAUUUAAAUAAAUCACCCCAAUAUAGUUUUGGAGUUAAGACUGAAAUAUGUGAAACAAAUUCUAUACCAGGUCCUGGUGAAUAUAGUCCAGAGAAAGCUAUGCUUUUAUUAGAAAAAGCAUUGCAAUUUACUUUUGGUCUUAGAACAAAUAUAAAUAGAUCAAAUGAUAUUCCAGCUCCAAAUGUUUAUAAUAUUCCUUCUACUCUCGGCGGAACAAAGGAAGGAGAUAAAAAAACAGCACCAGCUUAUUCAAUAUCCGGUAGACAAAAAGAUUCUACUGAUGAUCGCAUUUUAGUUCCUGGACCUGGGACAUAUGAAGCUGUUAAACCGGAUACAGUUAGAAUAAAAAGUCCUGCUUAUAGUAUAAGUGCUCGUUAUCAACUGCCUGAUGAUCAUUCGCAGAUUCCAGGACCUGGUGCACAUUGUCCAGAAAAAGUAAUUCUUGAUAUUCCUCCAGCACAUUCAUUUGGUAUUAGACACUCGCCGUAUAUAUGCAAUUUGAAGGACACCGUUUAUUAACAUAAGAAUUUUAUGUAAUUCAGUUUUAAUUAUUAUUCUAUUUAUAAAUAAAUUAAUAAUAUAAUGAGCAAUAUAUAACAAAAUAGCAA